AUGAGUUAUAGAAAAGUGGCCAAUCAAAUCCCUCUACCAGUUCGAAAUGCUCUAAUUUCGAUCCAAAAUUGUAAACUUGAAUCAAACCCACCGUCAUUUCAACCAAAAUAUACUGCCAAACUAUCCACUAAUCUCAUCAAGGCUUACUUUGAUACUGGUUUACUUAAACAAGCACGCCAAGUGUUUGAUGAAAUGCCUGAACGAGACGUAGUUGCAUGGACGGCCAUGAUUUCUGGGUACACAGCUUGUAAUCGCCUCAACUUUGCAUGGAUGAUGUUUAAAGAUAUGAUGAGUGAUAGUUUGGAACACCCGAAUGAAUUCACAUUUUCGAGUGUUUUAAAGGCUUGUAAAGGCAUGAAAUCUUUUUGUCACGGUGCUUUGAGUCAUGGGCUGGCUUUGAGGCAUGGCUUUGUUGGUAGUAGCAUAUAUGUUGAUAAUGCUCUUUUGGACAUGUAUGCUACUUGUUGUAUUACCAUGGAGCAUGCUUGUUUGAUGUUCGGAGAGAUUCUUGUGAAAAAUCAGGUGUCUUGGACUACUAUUAUGACUGGAUUCACUCAUAGGAAUGAUGGGCUUGCAGCCCUUGAAGUAUUUCGACAAAUGCUUAUGGAGGAUGCUGAACAAUGCCCUUAUAGUUUCUCGAUUGCAGUCAGGGCAUGUGCAGGAAUUGGCUCUCUUACUUAUGGCCAGCAGAUACAUGCUUCAGUGUUCAAACAGGGGUUUGAUCUUAAUAUUCCAGUAACCAAUUCUGUACUGGACAUGUAUUGCAAGUGUAACUGUUUUCAUGAAGCAGAUGAGUGUUUUAAUGGCAUGAAGGAAAGAGACUCAAUUACAUGGAACACUUUAAUAGCAGGAUAUGAGAAGUUCGAUCCAGUGAAGUCUUUGCACAUGUUUUUGCAAAUGGAAUUUGUGGGUUGUACUCCAGAUUGCUUCACGUAUACCAGCGUUAUAGCAGCCUGUACUAACUUGUCAGUAUUAAGAUGUGGGCAACAGAUUCAUGGAGGAAUCUUCAAGAGAGGCCUUGAACAGGACUUGCCGUUGGCAAAUUCUCUGAUCGACAUGUAUGCAAAGUCUGGAAGCAUUGAGGAUUCGAGCAGAAUCUUUUGUGAAAUGUCUUGUCGGGAUCUUUUUUCUUGGACAUCAAUGAUGAUUGGAUUCGGGAACCAUGGAUAUGGAAAAGAGGCUGUUGAGUUAUUCAAUCAAAUGGUGAAUUCAGGUAUAAGGCCAGAUACAAUUGUGUUCAUGGCACUUCUUACUGCUUGUAGUCAUGCUGGUCUUGUUGAUGAAGGAUUAAGUUACUUUAAAUUGAUGACUAACGAGUACAAAAUUACCCCAGAUCAAGAAAUUUAUGCGUGCGCUAUUGAUCUUCUUGGUCGUGGUGGAAGGGUCAAGGAAGCGUAUGAUAUGAUACUCAAUAUGCGGUUCAAACCUGAUGAAUCUGUUUGGGCAGCGUUUCUUGGAGCUUGUAAAGCACAUGGGCAUCCAAUUAUGGGGAAGAUGACUGCCCAACAGGUGUUGGAUUUGAGGCCUAGGAAGGCGGGGAUUUAUGUACUGCUGGCUAAUAUGUAUACCGCUGAAGGUAAAUGGGGUGAUCGAGCCAAAAUGAGGACUUUGAUAAACGAAUUGGGGAAUAAGAAAGUGGCUGGUAGGAGUUGGGUGGAGAUCAAAGAUCAUAUCUAUAGUUUUGUUGCUGGAGAUGGUGGUGGUUCUCACCUAGAGUCAACGUAUCAGGUUCUUGGAAUGUUCGGUCGCCACAUGAUAGAGUGAAUCGACAUUUCUCAAGUUGAGAUGAAGAGGCCAGUUACCAACACAAAUUGGUUAAAUGCUAACCGGGUAAGAAUGCAGUCUGAGUAAGAGGUUCAGUCAAGGUAACAUUGACUGAAAAUGGCUUUUUACCAAGGAUUUUGUAGUGAGUGCUUAGCGAUAAAAUACCUUUAUCAUCUUGUGGUGACCUGGUAAGUGAAAUAAUAAUGCUGCCGGGUAGGUGCUUUGUCAGUACCAUCAGUCAGAUCAUUCUUUAGGUUAACUAGCUGAUGUCGACAGCAUCAGCCAUACUGACCGAGCAGUAGGUAGUAGGUAAACAGACCCUUACUGAGCACUAAUGC
Molecule: messenger RNA, 2102 nt
Organism: Cynara cardunculus var. scolymus (artichoke)
Lineage: Eukaryota; Viridiplantae; Streptophyta; Magnoliopsida; Asterales; Asteraceae
Product: putative pentatricopeptide repeat-containing protein At1g56570
Exons: 2
Coding region: 1-1764 (587 amino acids)
Biological process (GO): RNA modification
Molecular function (GO): RNA binding; protein binding
Source: RefSeq, a predicted model, not a curated record